Daucus carota subsp. sativus is the source of this 1426-nucleotide messenger RNA. Its product is annotated as cyclin-dependent kinase B2-1. The record is from RefSeq and is a predicted model, not a curated record. The transcript has 8 exons. Gene Ontology annotation, molecular function: cyclin binding; ATP binding; cyclin-dependent protein serine/threonine kinase activity. The coding region runs from base 165 to 1103 and encodes 312 amino acids. Gene Ontology annotation, cellular component: cytoplasm; cyclin-dependent protein kinase holoenzyme complex; nucleus. Lineage: Eukaryota; Viridiplantae; Streptophyta; Magnoliopsida; Apiales; Apiaceae. Gene Ontology annotation, biological process: regulation of G2/M transition of mitotic cell cycle; protein phosphorylation; G1/S transition of mitotic cell cycle.
UCCGCGCUUAUGCCGCACAUUUGAAUUUCAAACAAAUGUUCACUUUAACAACCCAGAGUAGCACCAUCCGUUAUAACCGCAUUCAAAAUUCUCCACGAACCCUAAUUACAUUUCUAUUCCUCUCCUAAGAUCCAAGUCGAACUAAUAUUCAAGACAAAGAAUAGAUGGAGAAUUUAACAGUUUCUGCGAUGGAUGCGUACGAGAAGCUCGAAAAAGUAGGCGAAGGAACGUACGGAAAGGUGUACAAAGCCAGAGAAAAGGCCACCGGGAAAAUCGUGGCCUUGAAGAAGACGAAACUCCUUGAGGAUAGUGAAGGUGUUCCUCCUACUACUCUUCGCGAGGUCUCGCUUCUUCGUAUGUUAUCCACUGAUCCACAUAUCGUUCGGCUGAUGGAUGUCAAGCAAGGACAAAAUAAAGAAGGGAAGACGGUUUUAUAUCUGGUGUUUGAGUACAUGGAUACUGAUCUCAGAAAAUAUAUAAAAUCAUUUCGUCACACAGAGGAGAACAUUCCAUCUAAAACUGUUAAGAGCUUGAUGUAUCAACUCUGUAAGGGGGUUGCUUUCUGCCAUGGUCAUGGUGUGUUGCACAGGGACCUUAAGCCUCAUAAUCUCUUGAUGGACGAAAAGAAAUCUAUGCUUAAGAUAGCAGAUCUUGGAUUGGCUAGAGCAUUUACUUUACCUAUUAAGAAGUAUACACAUGAGAUAUUGACUCUGUGGUACAGAGCUCCUGAGGUCCUUUUGGGGGCUACCCAUUACUCGACAGCAGUGGAUAUGUGGUCUGUUGGCUGUAUAUUUGCUGAGCUGGUAACUAAGAAAGCACUGUUCCAGGGAGAUUCUGAGCUGCAGCAGUUGCUUCACAUUUUCAGGUUAUUAGGCACUCCGAAUGAGGAAAUGUGGCCAGGAGUCAGCAAGCUCUUAAAUUGGCAUGAGUACCCCCAGUGGAAACCUCGGCAACUCUCAGCAGCUGUAACUAAUUUAAAAGAGGAUGGUCUAGAUUUGUUAUCGCAAAUGUUGCAAUAUGAGCCAUCACAACGGAUCUCUGCAAAGAAAGCUAUGGAGCACUGUUACUUUGAUGAUCUAGACGUAGCUGCGCUCCAAGAUUAACUGGUUAUACCACAGCUGGAUUAGCACAUUUACCCUUUUGAUGUGAUUCAAUUGCUUCUCCCGAGCAUUCUUUAAUCAUUACUGAAAUGGUGUUUUAAUAUUUGUACCCCGGUCUUGGCUUUUUCUGAUGCAAUCUGUGUAUUGGAUUAGUAUUUCAGUCUCAUUUCUGUCACCUUUGAUUAAAAAAGUUUUAAGUUGUAUCCCCCAAGUUCAAUUGGCAAACAUGUAGCACACUUUUUACAUAGUUGGAGCCUGGAGGCUUUCUGGCAUUAAAAGGGUUUGAAGUUUUAAGUAAGAACUUCACUGAAAGUGAUUCCAUCGUA